This is a messenger RNA of Microsporum canis CBS 113480, 384 nucleotides long. RefSeq lists its product as uncharacterized. The record is from RefSeq and is a predicted model, not a curated record. The transcript is spliced from 2 exons. NCBI's taxonomy places the organism in Eukaryota, Fungi, Ascomycota, Eurotiomycetes, Onygenales, Arthrodermataceae. Bases 1 to 384 code for a protein of 127 amino acids.
AUGGCUUCAUCAACUGAAUCGGAGUACAGAGAAAUGGACGGAUCCACUUCUUUUGAAGCGAUGGCUGCCGGAUGCUACCUCCCUUGCUUUGAAAUCCCAAAAUCCCUCGGAAUUUCGGUGAUUUUGGUCCGACCCAACUCACAUAGUUUGUGCGAGGUUUUGGAAACCAUCCGCCGGUCACCCGGAGAGUCCACCUUCACCAUUAAUUGUACUCACCUUCUCCCUCGCCCACUCCAUCCACGAAAGGGCUGCUUGGGUGAUAUAAAUACCCUGGAGAGACUGCAUAUUGACACAGUCAAAAGGAUCUCUUGGCCCAUCGCUUAUAGUAUUCCAGCUGGCGGAAAUAAGGCUUCUGUUGCAACAAAGGAACAAGGGAGAGGGUGA